GGAAGUACCUUUCCAUUGGAUAUGUGUGCAAUUACGUAGUUGUUUCUUUAAACAGGGAGUUGCAGAUUGGUUACCCGAGUACCUAUAGUUUGAUGACAUUUUACUUCUUAUCAAGUGGCUUGGUAUAGUGGACAACUGGGUCAGAUUCAGACAUGGAUCUUGUGCUGAAUGUCGCCGACCACUAUGUCCUCACCCCCUACGUGUACCCGUCGUCGUGGCCUGAAGACGGGGCGCUGCGCCAGAUCAUCAGCCUGUUGGUAGUCACCAACCUGGGAGCCGCAGUCCUCUACCUGGGCCUGGGGUGGCUGAGCUACCACUUCAUCUUUGACCACAACCUCAUGAAACAUCCACAGUUUCUAAAGAUCAUUGUUGGUCCUCAGAACCAGGUGCGGCGGGAGAUCAAAUACGCCAUGACCUCGCUACCCAUAAUCAGUAUACCCACUGUGGCGCUAUUUUUCCUUGAGGUCAGAGGAUACAGCAAGCUCUAUGACCACGUCGAAGAUUCUCCCAUGGGCUGGCCCUUUGUGCUUCUCAGCAUGAUUUCCUUCUUGUUAUUCACGGAUGGGUGCAUCUAUUGGAUUCAUCGGUUUCUUCACCACAAGAGUAUUUACAAGCACUUCCACAAGCCGCACCAUGUGUGGAAGAUCCCCACCCCGUUUGCCAGCCACGCCUUCCACCCGCUGGAUGGCUUCCUGCAGGGUCUGCCCUACCACAUCUACCCCUUCCUCUUCCCUCUGCACAAGGUGCUCUACCUGGCCCUCUACAUAUUCGUCAAUAUCUGGACUGUGUCUAUCCACGACGGUGACUACCGCGUGCCCGGACCACUACAGGAGGUGGUCAACGGGGCGGCCCACCACACGGACCACCACCUCUUCUUCGACGUCAACUAUGGCCAGUACUUCACCCUGUGGGACCGCAUUGGCGGGUCUUACCGCAACCCCUCAGUACUCGAAGGGAAGGGCCCCCUCGACUGCAUUCGUAGACUGACUGCCGAGGGGAAGAUGAGCACUAAUGGGGCUAAUGCCAAUGGGCACAUGAAUGGGCAUGCUAACGGAAGCGGUGCAAAGGGUAAGGAGGAGUAGUUGAUACAUGUGGUGUAGUGUCAUGAUGAAUGAGUUCUUAGUUGAUAAAGCUACGCUAGGUGUCAUUGAUAAGGAAUAGCUCACAUACUGCUUCACACAUUGGUUGUUUUCAUUCAUUAUCCCAUUAUAAAUAAUCAAUCUACAGUUGCUUAUCUUUAACUGUCCCUUUAUUAAUCUUUCUCAUUGUUUCAAUGCUAGGGAAAGGGAGGAGGCAAGAAUGUCUUGACAUUUCACUGAAAAGCACUGAUAUACUGAAUAUGUGGGUGAUAAAACUGUUUGGAACCUAAUUUCAGUUUCUGCAUUUGCCACACAAAUACUUAAUGAGAAUUUAAUUUUUCAUUGGGAUGACUAGCAGGGAAGACCAAAAUCACCAAGCUAUUCUCAUAGUCAUAGGCUACAGAAACCUAGCAGGCCUCUCACCAUUUCCUGGGUUGUCAUCAUUGACUUGAGAAAUAAUUGCUUAUUUUAAUGAAGUUCAUUGAGUGCAUGCUGAUUGUGCCUGUUUGGAGGUGUUGUAUGGAUUUUUUGGGGGGAAUGUCUGAGGGGAGGUGACAAUGAAAUAGGAUGUCUAGUGCUGAUUAAUGCAAGAAAAUGAAAAUGCAUCAUGUUCCUACAACCCCUAUGUAAGAUAUUAAGGUUGGAGUGGUUAAUGGCAGAAACUGUGAUUCUACACACCAUGACUAGUCAGAUUUGGUCAUGCUCAUAUCCAGUAGUUAACCCUCUGGGACUUUUCUCCAACAGGAUAAAAGUAACACGUCUAUGACGAAUGGAAGUGUGUGUACUUGAAUGUUUUGCAUUUUAAAGCAGACAUAUCUGGGGAAUAAAAGAAAAGUCUAAAAAAAAAAAAAAAUGGCUGUCCAUUUGGAAGUUGAACAAAGUGAAUCCUAUUGUAUGUGGACACAUGUCCAUGUACACUAACCUUAUUCCAUCGGCUACUUACUGUAUGUGCUGCAGCCAACUCUUUUUUUUAUUGCAUAACCAUGUAUGAUAGAAGUUGGCGACAACACUCACAGAUGGAAUGAGGCAAUGUGUACUGUAAUGCACAUAAUCUAGUUGUAAAUAAUUGAUGUCUGUAAAUGGAAGGGAAAUGUUUUCAUGGAUAUUUUACAAUUUAGUCAUUUAGCAGAUGCUCUUAUCCAGAGCAACUUGAGUUGAGUGCCUUGCUCAAGGGCACAGACAGAUUUUCCACCUAGUCUGCUCAGGGAUUUGAACCAGCGACCUUUCGGUUACUGGCCCAAUGCUCUUAAGCACUAGGCUACCUGCCACCAUGGAUACCCGGGAAAAUAUAUUGGUCGUUUUCAAUAUAACAGUAGUGUGACUUUGUUCUAUCCUAUUUUCUCAAUAAACAUGGAAACUAAUAUGAAAA
This is a messenger RNA of Salmo salar (Atlantic salmon), 2448 nucleotides long. RefSeq names its product sterol-C5-desaturase (gene sc5d). Lineage: Eukaryota; Metazoa; Chordata; Actinopteri; Salmoniformes; Salmonidae. Gene Ontology annotation, biological process: lipid biosynthetic process. The record is from RefSeq and is a predicted model, not a curated record. Gene Ontology annotation, molecular function: iron ion binding; oxidoreductase activity.